Molecule: messenger RNA, 633 nt
Organism: Selaginella moellendorffii
Lineage: Eukaryota; Viridiplantae; Streptophyta; Lycopodiopsida; Selaginellales; Selaginellaceae
Exons: 5
Molecular function (GO): protein binding
Source: RefSeq, a predicted model, not a curated record
AUGGCUGCAAACUUCUUAUGUUUUCCAACAUUUGGCUAUAUUUCACUUGACCUUCGACCCAAAGUUGUUACCUUGCUACCGCUGGACUUGCCACUGGACCUUGCAGCUUAUCUUUUUUUUGAGCGGUAUUUCUCAGACGCAUUGGAAAGUCAAAUAGAGACACUUAAGAUCGAGUAUGGAAGCCGGAAUGUGGGCAUGGAGUACGAUAAACUCAGGUUUGGUAUGAAGACAUCAGAUUGUCGAUCCAUGUCUGCUGCGCUAAGGGUAGAAAUUCUUGUGAACGGCAUGGCUGCCAAUCCCACCAUUGUGCAUCUAGAUCUUUCACACAAUUAUAUUUCGGAUGCUGGAGUCAUUGAAAUUAUGAAGCUUAUGUCUGCAGAUAAAUCGGUUUUAACGGUUCUGAAUUUGUGCAACAACUGUAUAACUACGCAAGGUAGUCUUCCCUUAACAGCUAAUUCAUCUGAGGUGCCACUGAUGCAGAGAUUGAGCCUUUCCAGUUGUCAAUUGGGAGAAUUAUCUGUAGCGGCCCUUACCAGACUUCUACACAAUCCAAAGUCUGGACUAAAUGGAGUUGAUGUCUCAUCAAACAAGGGGAUUGGAGAGAGUGGUGGAAAUGCCAUUCUUGCUGCUUUG